Messenger RNA from Dendrobium catenatum, 1727 nucleotides. Its product is annotated as 26S proteasome regulatory subunit 4 homolog B. Gene Ontology annotation, biological process: proteasome-mediated ubiquitin-dependent protein catabolic process. Lineage: Eukaryota; Viridiplantae; Streptophyta; Magnoliopsida; Asparagales; Orchidaceae. The record is from RefSeq and is a predicted model, not a curated record. The transcript is spliced from 7 exons. Bases 108 to 1445 code for a protein of 445 amino acids. Gene Ontology annotation, cellular component: proteasome regulatory particle, base subcomplex. Gene Ontology annotation, molecular function: proteasome-activating activity; ATP binding; ATP hydrolysis activity.
UUUGUCUAGCCUUUUUAUUAAACGCCUCGGUUUACAACGGAGGUUAAGACCUUUCCUGACCCUCUUUUUUUUUUCCCACACCGUACCGAAAACCCUAGGCAAGAGUCAUGGGACAGGGAACCCCCGGUGGAUUGAGCAGGCAAGGCCUUCCCGGCGAUCGAAAGCACGAUGGCGACAAGAAGGACAAAAAGUUCGAGCCUGCAGCACCUCCUUCCCGAGUCGGACGGAAGCAACGCAAGCAGAAAGGGCCUGAGGCCGCGGCGCGGCUACCUACGGUGGCGCCGCUGACUAAAUGCAAACUUCGCCUUCUUAAGCUCGAGCGAAUAAAGGACUAUCUCUUAAUGGAGGAGGAGUUUGUCGCCAACCAGGAGCGCCUCAAGCCCCACGAGGACAAGAACGAGGAGGACCGGUCCAAGGUUGAUGAUCUCCGUGGAUCUCCCAUGAGCGUGGGAAACCUCGAGGAGCUCAUUGACGAGAAUCAUGCGAUAGUAUCUUCCUCGGUUGGACCCGAGUACUACGUGAGCAUUCUAUCGUUUGUGGACAAGGAUCAGCUGGAACCUGGGUGUGCGAUCCUCAUGCACAAUAAGGUCCUUUCUGUUGUUGGACUAUUGCAAGAUGAAGUUGAUCCUAUGGUUUCAGUGAUGAAAGUAGAGAAAGCUCCAUUAGAAUCUUAUGCUGAUAUUGGUGGUCUGGAUGCUCAAAUUCAAGAAAUUAAAGAAGCAGUUGAACUUCCUCUAACCCACCCUGAGCUGUAUGAAGACAUUGGUAUUAAACCGCCCAAGGGAGUCAUACUCUAUGGAGAGCCUGGAACUGGGAAAACCUUACUUGCCAAAGCUGUGGCCAACUCAACCUCUGCAACAUUUCUUCGUGUUGUUGGAAGCGAAUUGAUUCAGAAAUAUUUAGGUGAUGGCCCAAAAUUAGUCAGGGAACUCUUUAGAGUAGCUGAUGAUCUUUCUCCAUCAAUAGUGUUUAUUGAUGAGAUAGAUGCUGUUGGCACUAAAAGAUAUGAUGCUCAUUCAGGGGGAGAACGUGAGAUACAAAGAACCAUGUUGGAAUUGUUGAAUCAGUUAGAUGGUUUUGACUCAAGGGGGGAUGUCAAGGUUAUUCUUGCCACAAACAGAAUUGAAAGUCUGGAUCCUGCCUUGCUUCGACCUGGACGCAUUGAUAGGAAGAUUGAAUUUCCCCUUCCUGAUAUUAAAACAAGGCGACGGAUUUUUCAGAUACAUACUUCGAGGAUGACUCUAGCUGAUGAUGUCAAUUUGGAAGAAUUUGUGAUGACAAAGGAUGAGUUUUCUGGAGCUGAUAUUAAGGCCAUCUGCACUGAAGCUGGGUUGCUUGCUCUGAGGGAACGCAGAAUGAAGGUAACUCAAGUAGACUUUAAGAAGGCAAAGGAGAAGGUUAUGUUUAAGAAGAAGGAAGGCAUACCGGAGGGACUUUAUAUGUGAUAAAAUUCUGUCCUUUACGAAAGGACUUCUUCAGUUCUAACUGAGCAGAUGCCAAAUUCCCCAACAUGUUUCUAUACUCAGAAGAACACCUAAGACAUAAAUUAAUGAUUUGAAGCUUUGCUUUUGGAAUCCUGCAUUCUGGGCUUUAUAAGUCAUGACUGCUAUUUUUAUUCUCCGUUGUUGUUUAGAAUUUAACAAUCACUCUCUUGUUGUAAAGGCAUUGCUUGCCAUGUUAUCUUUUACAGUCCCAUAAAUUAAUGAUAUGUUUAUUUUCGACUUAAA